Rhineura floridana is the source of this 1695-nucleotide messenger RNA. RefSeq names its product anti-silencing function 1B histone chaperone (gene ASF1B). Lineage: Eukaryota; Metazoa; Chordata; Lepidosauria; Squamata; Rhineuridae. The transcript is spliced from 4 exons. Gene Ontology annotation, molecular function: histone binding. The record is from RefSeq and is a predicted model, not a curated record. Gene Ontology annotation, biological process: DNA replication-dependent chromatin assembly. Bases 158 to 757 code for a protein of 199 amino acids. Gene Ontology annotation, cellular component: nucleus.
AGGCGCGAAGUACUGGGAUUGGCGGUGGUGGGCUAAUUGUCGCGCGGGGAUUGGUGGCUCCAUCGCUCUGUCGAUAAGCUGGCUGCGUACGGGGAGUGGGUUUGCGUAGGGCUGGAGGGUCUCCUAGACUGAGUGGGGAGGGCAAAAGAAAUCUGUCAUGGCGCGGGUGUCAGUCCUGGGAGUUUCGUUGCUGGAGAACCCGAGCCCCUUCGGCCACCCGCUCCGCUUCCAGGUGCAGUUCGAGUGCGGAGAGGCGUUGCCUCAUGAUUUGGAGUGGAAGAUCAUCUAUGUGGGCUCUGCAGAGAGUGAGGAAUAUGACCAAGUUCUUGAUUCAGUUCUGGUGGGACCUGUUCCAGCUGGGAGGCAUAUGUUUUUGUUUGAAGCCAAUGCUCCCAACCCCGAACUAAUCCCUGAAAGUGAUGCUGUGGGAGUUACAGUAAUACUCAUCACUUGCACUUACCUGGGCCAAGAGUUCAUCCGCAUUGGGUACUAUGUCAACAAUGAAUAUAUGGAUCCUGAGCUAAGAGAGAACCCACCCCUCAAGCCAGACUUCUCCCAGCUGCAGAGGAAUAUCCUAGCCUCCAACCCCAGAGUCACCCGUUUCCAUAUCAAUUGGGAUGGUCCUAGAGACCAAAUGGACAAUAUUGAAAAUGUAGAUCCAGGGCCUGAUAGCUUCCUAUCUCCUAGCUGUGCCUACAUCAAAGGGUUGGCCCCUUCCAUGAGUCUGCAACCAGAGAAUUCCAUGGACUGUAUGUGAUCCAAGCACAAGAAUCUUAAGAACCAUUCACAGUGAAGAGCAACUGACAAGCUUUUGCAGGCAAUGUAGGAGGGGGUUGGGUACCCUGGCCAGUGAAGCAUCUGACAUGUCUAUGUAGACAGACAAUUCAGAGUUCUUUUCCUAUUGGGGUUUGUGACAGAUCUGCCUUCCUGACCAUAGGUCUGUUGUUCUGCCGUAGCAUUUCAUGGUCAAUAUGUGAAUCCUUCAGCCACUGACCUUUGACAGGCAUUUAGUCUAGAUGACUGAGCAAAUAAGAAUCGUUUGUUCCCCUCCUUUGUGCCAGAUGUUCUGAAGGCUGCUUUUUUCCCCCUGAGUAACAAUUUUCUGGGAUCUAGCAUAGUGGGUGCCUUCACUUCAAGACAGUUUUUUAUGCCAACACAGCUAAGCCUUGAUGAGUUGCUUUUGACAGAAUGGCUAGAUAUUGUAGCCAGGUCUUGAUGCCCCUCAGGUGUAGAUAAUUCAAUCCCCCUUUUACAACCAUUGUUUUGCUCUUGUGCUUAGUAAAAGGUGAUGGAAGAUGAAAUAGGAGCAGUAUAGCUUGCUUAUUACAUGAGGGUUCUAAUGCUGUUUUUGAAAGCUCACCUAGUUAGUACCAGUUGGCUUUGUUUCUACCACUAUCCCAAAAGCUGCUCAAGGCCAGGGCCAGCAGGAAUUGUAUCAACUCCUUUAUGCAGUGGCUAAGUUUACAAAUCCCUUCACAGAUGCCCUUGCCCAUAGGAGUAUUGAACAUACCUUUCUCAUAAGGUCUGCACUUGUUUAUUCUGGCCUGCCUCCAGUCCUGCUUCCUUGUUUUCAGUUACUCUAUACCCUGAUACUUGACCUGGCUAUCUCUCUCCCUGGUAUUGUAGAGAUGAAUGCUGCAUAUAGGUCUUUUAAACAUUUUCACAUAUGUCCAACCAAUAAAACUUUUGAACAAA